Messenger RNA from Lotus japonicus, 1624 nucleotides. Its product is annotated as putative RING-H2 finger protein ATL21A. Gene Ontology annotation, molecular function: polysaccharide binding. The transcript has 2 exons. The record is from RefSeq and is a predicted model, not a curated record. NCBI's taxonomy places the organism in Eukaryota, Viridiplantae, Streptophyta, Magnoliopsida, Fabales, Fabaceae. The coding region runs from base 270 to 1517 and encodes 415 amino acids.
CUAUUCCUGAAAUUCCAUUGCAUUGCAGCUUUGAGGUUAGAAGUGACUCCACAUCAUGUUUAUUUUGUCCAUGUUUCUUGUCCCGUGCUAUUAGUCAAUUACUGGACAAUUGCCAACCAAGUACGCAAGCACCUCUAUUCUAUUCUCUCAAUUGACCAUCUUUGACAACUACCUUUAAGCAAACAAGGAUUGACUUGUGCUAUCACUUCAUUUUUUCUUAACUACUCAACCGCAUACAACACAACAAGUUAUCAUUCUUCCCUUAAUCAAUGGCUUCCUUAGCCCUGUUCUAUGUAUUCUACACUCUUCUUUUCCAUCUCCAAAGCACUAGAGGCAAACAAUUUUGCAACCCCAUAUCAUGCGGUGAUGUAGAUAUUAAAUUUCCUUUCGGAUUGAAAGGAGCUAAUGAUAAUUGUAGCUACAGUCCGAGGUUUCAACUCUCUUGCAACAACCUCAGCCAAACCAUUCUGAAGCUCCCAAAUUCAGGGGACUUAAUUGUGAAAAGCAUUGAUUACAGAGCCCAAACCAUCCGAGUCAACGAUCCAGAAGGUUGUCUACCGAACCGGUUCAUGCACGAUUGGAACCUCUCCGGUUCACCUUUCAAGCUAAACCCGAUUAUAUACCAAAGCUAUUACAAUCUCACCUUCCUUCGUUGCCCAAACAACUCGACCGGUUCAUCGUCUUUCGGUUUAGCUUGUUUGAGCAAUAAAGGGAAAAACAAAAACUCAUCAGACACGGACAUUAGCUCCUCAAUGGUCUUGGUAUCGUGGUCUCGGCCUAUUGUCUCGUCACUGUCGCAACGAUGCGAGGUGAUUGGUUGGGGUCGUGUUCCUAUUUCGUGGGCCGAGAUGCCCAUGUGGCCUUUCUGGCCUGAUCUCAACAGUGAUGUUCGGUUGGUGUGGACUGAACCGUGGUGUGCGAACUGUGCGCUUGAUGGUCAGGUAUGUGGGUUCUCUAAUGAUAAGAAGAAAAUCCUUGUUGACCAAAAGAGAAACAAGAAAAGCCUUCAAGUUCAAUGCUACCCUAGUGCCUCUAGUAAAGGUCUUUCAAGAAGUGCCAAAUAUGGGUUAACUAUAGGUGUAGGAAUACUUGGGCUAUUGUGUCUAAUUGGGCUUUCUACCUUUAUCUGCGGCAAAUUCAGGAGGAACACAUAUCGUCGAAGAAACAUAGAUUUUCCAAUCACAAUUUCCCUAGAGCCCAUGCCAUUUGCCACUGGGCUUGAUGGUGCCACAAUUGAGAAGUACCCCAAGACUCUACUUGGGGAAAGUGGUCGCUUUUUGAAGCCUAAUGACAAUACAUGUGCAAUUUGUCUCUCUGAAUAUGAACCUAAAGAAACUUUGAGGAGCAUACCUGAGUGCAACCAUUAUUUUCAUGCAGAUUGUAUAGAUCAGUGGCUCAAAAUGAAUGGGACAUGCCCUUUGUGCAGGAAUUCACCACCAUCAGAGGCAUCUUCCACAGUCACCCCUUCUUUUUCUUCAUUAUUAUCCCCCACUUCCUCAUCUUCCUCUUCACACUAAAUAGUCAAAAUUUAAGGUUGAGUGCUAACAUGAGCUGAACAUCAAUGAGUUAUAGUAACUUUACCUUAUGAUUCAAUAUCUAAAUUAUAGAAAUUUAUUAUUCAUAA